Messenger RNA from Esox lucius (northern pike), 584 nucleotides. RefSeq names its product mitochondrial ribosomal protein L52 (gene mrpl52). Gene Ontology annotation, cellular component: mitochondrial large ribosomal subunit. Bases 72 to 455 code for a protein of 127 amino acids. The transcript is spliced from 5 exons. Gene Ontology annotation, biological process: mitochondrial translation. NCBI's taxonomy places the organism in Eukaryota, Metazoa, Chordata, Actinopteri, Esociformes, Esocidae. Gene Ontology annotation, molecular function: structural constituent of ribosome. The record is from RefSeq and is a predicted model, not a curated record.
GGCUAACCUGUGUGGUGUAUCUUGAGCACCGCUAGUGGUCGAAACCAGCAAUACUCAAGAAAACAUCCAACAUGGCGGCGUCCAUUCGGACAUUGUGUUGUAUGGGUUUUAGGCAAUGCCGUCGUGGUUUUACUACGACAUGCGGGGCAGAAGCUGGAAUCAAGUGGAGGACAGAAAAUGGUUUAGCUCGCAGAGGAACAGAGUACGGCCCACUUACGGAUCUCCCGGACUGGUCGUUUGCAGAUGGCCGGUUGGCACCCCCACUGAAAGGACAGCUGAGGAGAAAGCAAGAGAGAGAGGCAUUAGCUAGACGAGUAGUUGCUCUAAGUUCGGAGGUUGAUAAAGGGAUGGAAGCUUGGAGGGGCAAACAGGAUGAAGCCAAAAGAAUGGAGGAACACAGGAAGUCUCUUCUGUUCAAACCCAAAGGGAAGCUUUUGUUAAAGAAAAAUAAAUAAAAAACAAAAUUUCUAUUCCAAUUCUCCUUACUUGCUGACAAAAAUUGAGAAUGCAAUUGUUGUAUGAAUUUGUCUUACCAUUUUUGUUGUUGAAAAUAAACAUUCAUUUGUAUUUAUUGCCUAAUUUAA